AUGCAUGAAAAUGGAGACUCCUGCACGAACACAAUCACCGAACAGCUACAGAGACGUUAUACAAAGGAGCAGAUCUACACCUACGUUGGAGACAUCCUUAUAGCGGUGAAUCCAUUCCAGAAAGCAGAGCUGUACACGCCGGAGAAUUCUAAGAUUUACGUUGGAGCCAAAAGAACGUCCAACCCUCCUCAUAUUUAUGCAGUUGCAGACAUCGCAUAUCAGUCCAUGGUCUCCUAUAAUACUGAUCAGGAGCUCGGGAGCGUUUACAGUACCUUAGCUGGGAUCCUAAAUGCAGGUGAUGUUGAGUUCACAUCAGUGGCUUCGGAACAUCAGACGGACAAAAGCAACAUUUCCAACAUGGCAGUACUAGAGAGUGCUGCAUCGCUGCUGUGUAUCCGUGCGGAUGAGCUCCAGGAAGCGCUGACCUCUCACUGUGUGGUCACACGGGGCGAAACCAUCGUCAGGUCAAACACAGUGGAGAAGGCCAUUGAGGUACGGGACGCCAUGGGCAAAGCCCUCUACGGACGCCUGUUCAGCUGGAUCGUCAACCGCAUCAACUCUCUCCUGAAACCAGACAGCCUGUCAGGGGAGGAAGACAAAGGUCUAAACAUCGGUAUUCUGGACAUCUUUGGCUUUGAAAACUUUAAGAGGAACUCUUUUGAGCAGCUCUGCAUCAACAUUGCCAAUGAGCAGAUCCAGUUCUACUUCAACCAGCACGUCUUCGCCUGGGAACAGGAUGAGUAUCUUAACGAAGACGUAGACGCUCGAGUGAUUGAAUAUGAAGACAACCGGCCGCUGCUGGACCUGUUCCUUCAGAAGCCCAUGGGCAUGUUAGCACUACUGGACGAGGAGAGUCGCUUUCCUCAGGCUACUGACCAGACCCUCGUCGAGAAAUUUGAGGUCAACUUAAAAUCCAAAAACUUCUGGAGACCAAAGAGGGUUGAUCUGGGCUUUGGAAUCCAUCACUACGCAGGCAAGGUGAUCUAUAAUGCCAGUGGUUUUCUGGCUAAGAACAGAGAUGCUCUGCCUGCUGACAUUGUUCUUCUGCUGAGGUCUUCAGAGAAUGAACUGAUCCGUAAACUGGUUACUCACCCGCUCACUAAAACAGGUAACUUGGCUCACACUAAGGGCAAGGCUGCUGGCUCUGCUCGUAUGGGCACACAACAAUCACAGCGCACCAUUAACUUUGCCAAGUUGGAAGGUCUUAUGUUGUUCAGUACUGUAUCAUUCACUGAGUCUUCCUCCCGGAAAUUAACUCCCACCCAUGACAAAACAAUGCUUGCCUUGCCUGUUGACACUGUACAAACGGCGGAGAGCACGGGAGACAUCACACAUCACCCAAGAGAGACCACCAACAUGAAGACUCAAACUGUAGCCUCUUACUUCAGAUAUUCUCUAAUGGAUCUGUUAUCAAAGAUGGUGGCAGGCCAGCCUCAAUUUGUGCGUUGCAUAAAACCCAACAAUGAUCGUCAAGCCCACAAGUUCGACAGGGAGAAGGUUCUGAUUCAACUACGCUACACUGGUAUUCUAGAGACAGCUAAGAUACGCAGACAGGGCUACUCUCAUCGCAUUCUCUUCAAUAACUUCAUUGAGAGGUACUCUAUAUUAGCAUUUAGAGCCAAUGAGGAGCCACCAAUGAAUCCAGAGACAUGUGCUGUUAUUUUGGAGAAGGUCAAACUAGAGAACUGGGCUCUGGGCAAAACAAAGGUCUUUCUUAAGUACUAUCACGCAGAGCAGCUGAAUCUGAUGGUGAGGCAGACCACAGACCGGAUUGUUCUAGUCCAAGCAUAUGUACGAGGCUUGCUGGCAUUCAGACGAUACCGUUUGAUGCUGGAAAAGAGAGAACAAAGUGCUGUGGUGUUGCAGUCAGUGUGCAGAGGAUAUCUGGCAAGGCAGAAAUACAAGGAGUUACUAGAUGAGAAGAUCAAAGCUGCUGCAAAGAUCCAGGCCCAUUACAGGGGACACAAAGAGAGGAAAAGCUUCAAGAGGAAAAAGGAAUCCAUGCAGAAGGAAAAAGCUGAGAAGACGGAAGAAGUGGCGGAGGCCCCAUCAGAAUCAGAAGGUCCAGUUUCAGAGGAACCUCCACAGGAAGGAGGUGCAGUGGUAAUGGAUGAUGCUGAUGAAAACGCCGCUGUGGUCCUCCAGAGCAACUACCGAGGUUACAGAGAAAGGAAGAAAUACAAGGAGCGUCGGGAACGGAAUAAGACCUUGACCGGGGAAGAGCUGGCCGUUUCCUCAUCCACCCCUGAAGAAGCCACUUCUGGAGAAAAUUGGGAUGUUAUACAAGAGGAAGUACAGGAGAAUAUAGAGGAAGAAGGGAAGGAGGCUGAGGAAGAGGCAGCGAGUGGAGGAGAUGAGAACAAUGAACAGGAAACCAAGGCAGCCACUGUUAUCCAGAGCAACUUCAGAGGUCAUGAAGAACGUAAAAGACUCCAAGAGGAGGGGAAGAUGCCGGUUAGAGGGAAGGAGACAAAGAGUCCUCCAGUUGAUGAGGAGCUUCCUAUUCCAGAUCCACCACCUCCAGAAAAACUGAUGGAAUUCACUGAGGAAAUGGAACAGGAAGAUGAGACUCCAGCUCAACCACCAGGAGAAGAUGAAGAAGCCAAAGCCGCUGUGGUUCUUCAGAGCAACUUCCGUGGCCACAAAGAGCGUAGAAGACUCCAGGAGGAAGGCAAAAUCCCCAAGAAAAAGACAAAUGAAGAAAUGGCUAAUCCAGAUGCUUCAGAACUAGACAUUUCUCUUGAGGAACUUCCACCACCUCCAUUAGAAUUCGAGCAAGACAGUCAGUCUCCAGGGACAGAUGAAGAACAUGCUGCAACUGUUUUACAGAGCAAUUUCAGAGGGCACCAGGAGAGAAAGAGAUUUAGAGCAGAGAGAGAAGGAGCCAUUGGAAAAGAACAAGAAAUGGCACAAGAGGCGGAGGAGCAGGAGAAUGAGGGAGCUCUGGACAUCACAGAUGUUCAGCUGGAACGGAAGGGGGUAGAAGAAGAGGAGGAUUCUCAGACUGAGGAAGCCCAAUAUGAUGAGGAGCAGGCAGCCAUUAAAAUGCAGAGCAAUUUUAGAGGUUACAAAGACAGAAAGAACCUGAAAGAAAAAUCACAAAAACAGGAUGAGGAAGUGGAAUCGCUCUUCAAACAGGUAACCAAUGCCUCUGAAGAUUACUUAUCACUGCAGAAGAAGUUAAAUGAAAUCAUCCUUGCCCAUCAGCUCAACCCCAGCAAAAAUGGAAUGUUUGUGAAAGGACAACCUAUGAAUGGCUACAUGGGCUGUUACCAGCCACCAGCCGACACAAAGCAGUCACGAACAUCUCGCCGCACACAACAGCCAAAGACCCUGAACACACCAGAGGACUCCACAUACUACACACUCAUUCACAGGUCUGUCCAGGACGAUAAAAGGAGGCCAAGAAAACAAAGCCCCAAAAGGUUGGACAAUGAUGACCAGUACUACCAGGGCUUGUCCAGCACUAAGUCCACAAGCCUGCCCAGUGACAGAUGCCGCUCAAGCAAACGGAGAUCAUCCACUGAAAGAACACGCUCUUCUGAGAGACCACUGUCUGAUGUCCCUAAAUCCGAUCUCCCUAAGAGCCCAACGGAGAAGAGGCACUCGUUCUCUAGAAUGCCCUCUACAGAGAGUCAAAGUGAGGACAACCCUUAUGACUACAGAAAGAUACUGAGGAAGACCUCCCAGAGACGAAGGCUUUUAACACAGCCCUAAUCAUCAAGCUUUACAACUUCUGUAAAUACUGUCGGUGACUGACGAGGUCAGCAAAAAACUGUUUGUCCUUAAAGGAAGAGUUCACCAAAAAAUUUCAUUUCUGGCAUCGUUUACUCACCGUUAUGUCAUUCCAAACCCAUAUGCAUUUCUUUCUUGUAUGAAACACAAAAGGAGAUUUUUUUAAUAAUGUACCACCCGCUCUUUUCCAUGGAGUUACAAUAAUCUGAGGCUUUUAAUCGUCAAGAAGAGCACAAAGUGAUGAUCGAUUCAUCAAAGAAUCAUUCUUUUGAGUCAGGUCUGAAUUAGUUAAGAUGAUUCUUUCACAAAUCGGACUCAACUCAGUGAUCCAGUACAGCUCACUGGAGGUUAAGAUAGUUUUUUGGUUUUUUUUGUUUUGGGGGGGGGGAGCUGUUUCUUUAUGUAAUGCAUCAUGUUUUCAAUCCAUUUUGGUUUGGCUUCCCAAAGAACCUCUGCAUUAUUUCAGAAAGCGCUGACUUUAGUUUAAGUAGUUAUGUAAAUAAUGACUACUUAAUGCAUUUUGCUGUACAGAAUGUAAUGCUAAUUGACUAAUCAGAGACUUAAAUUGAUAGAAAUUAUGUUUUUAUGGAUGGCGCCAAAGAGCUGAUGGUGACAGGACUUUUGUGCUGCCCUUGUUUGAUUUUUAACUCAGGUUUAGCAGUUGAUGUUUGCUGGGCGUUGAUGCAUUCUGUGCAAGUCUCUCUGUGAAUAAAGAUUUGUCUUUAAAUACAUUCAUAUAUUGACCUUUAUAUUUGCACCAAUUAGGUUAUAUUUGAAUUGUUUCUGCAUAAACAAUAACAUGUGCAUUAUAAAAAUGCCCCACUUGUAUC
Molecule: messenger RNA, 4565 nt
Organism: Sinocyclocheilus grahami
Lineage: Eukaryota; Metazoa; Chordata; Actinopteri; Cypriniformes; Cyprinidae
Product: myosin-IIIa-like
Exons: 23
Coding region: 1-3717 (1238 amino acids)
Biological process (GO): peptidyl-serine phosphorylation; positive regulation of filopodium assembly; regulation of actin filament length
Cellular component (GO): myosin complex; filopodium tip; stereocilium tip
Molecular function (GO): protein serine/threonine kinase activity; microfilament motor activity; ATP binding
Source: RefSeq, a predicted model, not a curated record